Molecule: messenger RNA, 1350 nt
Organism: Aricia agestis (brown argus)
Lineage: Eukaryota; Metazoa; Arthropoda; Insecta; Lepidoptera; Lycaenidae
Gene: san
Product: probable N-acetyltransferase san
Exons: 3
Coding region: 137-667 (176 amino acids)
Biological process (GO): mitotic sister chromatid cohesion
Cellular component (GO): NatA complex
Molecular function (GO): acyltransferase activity, transferring groups other than amino-acyl groups
Source: RefSeq, a predicted model, not a curated record
UAGCUGUCAAAUAAAAAUGGUCGUAAAAUUUUAGGCCCUUCUUGUGCGAUUAUGGUAGAUGGCGGGAGUGAUCCCGUGUGAUAUAACUGUGAAUUAGUUUUAGAUUUUAGUGAUAAUUAAAUAAUAGUAACUAAAAAUGACUAGAGCUAAAAUAGAACUCGGCGACGUGACCCCGCAUAAUAUAAAACAGCUAAAGAAACUAAACACCGUCGUGUUCCCAGUGUCUUACAAUGACAAGUUCUACAAAGACGUAUUGGAGGCUGGUGAGUUAGCGAAACUGGCCUAUUACAAUGAUAUCGUAGUGGGAGCGGUGUGCUGUAGAAUAGACACAUCAGAUAACACGAGAAGAUUGUAUAUCAUGACUUUAGGGUGCCUGUAUCCCUACAGAAGAUUGGGCAUAGGCAGCCUGAUGGUUGAACAUGUGCUCAAGUUUGUGGAACAAGACGGAAAUUUCGAUAGCAUUUUCCUGCAUGUACAAGUUAAUAACGAGGGGGCAAUAGAUUUCUACAAAAAGUUUGGCUUUGAAAUAGUUGAGACAAAAGAACAUUACUACAAACGGAUAGAGCCUGCCGACGCUCACGUACUACAGAAAACGAUAAGACAACCUCAACCACUAAAUCUAGUUAAUGGGACCGUUCCUCAUGCAAAAGUUAAUGGACACGAUUGAAAGUCACAAGCUAGCUAACUAACUGUGGAAGUGAUAACCAAAUUGAGUCACACAUAGAUACUGAUUCUAAAAAGAAAAUAAUGUGAAACGGUAAUGAAAUAGGAUUAUGGUUGUGGACUUUUUGAGGCCAUAAUAUAGGUGUACGACUGAUAAUUGUCUAAUGUCAAUGUUUUUAUGUAAUAUACUGUUGGGAUUACGCAUGUUGUUGGACGUUGCAAUUUGAAUUGUGGUCUAUUAUACAAAUGAUGCAAUACCAAUACAUUGUCUAGCAUGUAACUGAUAAUUUUAAUAUCUGUAUAAAUAAUACAUUUAGGCGUUCUUUUAACUUCAUGGCAUAAAUUCUGUCUGUUUUCUACUGUACUUGUGACAUAAUGUAAGGUUAAUAUAAGUAUAGGUUUUCACAAUAUUUUGUUUAAUACGAAGUGUACGUAUCAACAUAAUAUGACACCUCGCAAUCAUUUGGUGUAUUGUUUUUAAUUUUUCUGAGUUUUAAAGUGUUAAUAUUCUUCUGUCAUUUCGUUUCAUCUCAUAUAAUAAAUUCUUUGUUAAUUUUUUAACAAAUUUUAUUUUCAUCAUAGUAUGUACCUAUAACAUGUUACCAAAACUUCUUCAUUUGAAAAAAUUUCAUUGGUCUCUGUUUUACUGGAACUUCUAAUUCAUGAAAUAAAGAUGAUGAAUUUUUA